Messenger RNA from Phyllopteryx taeniolatus (common seadragon), 3609 nucleotides. RefSeq names its product single-stranded DNA-binding protein 3-like. The coding region runs from base 162 to 1412 and encodes 416 amino acids. Gene Ontology annotation, cellular component: nucleus. The transcript has 18 exons. The record is from RefSeq and is a predicted model, not a curated record. Gene Ontology annotation, molecular function: protein binding; single-stranded DNA binding. NCBI's taxonomy places the organism in Eukaryota, Metazoa, Chordata, Actinopteri, Syngnathiformes, Syngnathidae. Gene Ontology annotation, biological process: positive regulation of transcription by RNA polymerase II.
UGUAGUGCGGUUGGCGUGCGAGAGGGUCGCGGCCGCGAUGAACUGACAGAUGAAAUAGUGGCUUGAAAAAAAAAAAAUAUAUAUAUAUAUAUAUAUAAAUAACCCCCCCCCCCCCCCAAAAAAAAAAAGCAAGAAAGCCGACUGUUCGACAACGAGAAACAAUGUUCCCGAAAGGCAAAGGAACCCCGGUGCCCUCGGACGGCCAAGCACGAGAAAAGUUGGCUCUUUACGUCUAUGAGUAUUUGCUUCAUAUAGGAGCACAGAAGUCUGCACAGACCUUUUUGUCAGAGAUACGAUGGGAGAAGAACAUAACGCUCGGAGAACCCCCCGGAUUCCUGCAUUCCUGGUGGUGUGUAUUCUGGGACUUGUACUGCGCUGCGCCGGAGAGGAGAGAGACAUGUGACCACUCCAGUGAAGCCAAAGCCUUCCACGACUAUAGUGCAGCAGCAGCCCCCAGCCCUGUAAUGGGAGGGAUGGCCCCUGGUGACGGCAUGCCGGGAGGACCCAUGCCACCCGGAUUUUUCCAGGGUCCUCCCGGUCCCCAGGGCUCUCCUCACCCUCAGCCUCCUCCCCCUAGCAAUAUGAUGGGACCCCACAGUCAGUCCUUCAUGUCGCCUCGCUUCGCCGGAGGGCCGAGAGGUCCCCCCAUCAGGAUGACAAACCAGCCACCAGGGGGAGGACCCGGCCCACAUCCCAUGUUGCCUAAUAUGGACCCCACGCGACCACAAGGUCAUCCUAACCUGGGGCCCAUGCAGAGAAUGAGCGGCCCGCGGGGCAUGGGGCCGAUGGUGCCCGGCCCGCAGAACUUCGGUGGCGGGAUGAGGCCCCCACACAACGCCAUGGGUCCCGGCAUGCCGGCAGUCAACAUGGGCCCAGGGACCGGUCGGCCGUGGCCCAAUCCUAACAAUGCGAAUUCUAUGCCUUACUCGUCACCGUCUCCCGGCGCGUACGGGGGCGCAUCCGGGGGAGGACCACCAGGGACUCCCAUCAUGCCCAGCCCUGCAGACUCCAACAACUCUGGAGACAAUUUGUACACCAUGAUUAACACUGGACCCGGCAAUCGAAAUAAUGGACUGCGACUUUCGAGGUUCCACUGUCGCUGCUUGAAGUUGGAGCUUGUUUGCCGGCCUUUCAACGGAGACGUAAUCCCGCGCGUUGUGUUUCCGCUUCAGUUCCCAAUGGGCCCCGGCUCUGACGGACCCCUGGGGGCCAUGGCCGGGAUGGAACCACACCACAUGAACGGCUCACUAGGCUCAGGUGAUCUGGACGGAAUGAACAAGAAUUCUCCAAACAAUUUAAGUGGCAUUAGCAAUCCUCCCGGGACCCCAAGGGAUGACGGAGAGCUGAGUGGGAACUUCCUCCACUCCUUUCAGAGCGAGAACUACUCUCCAACCAUGACGAUGAGUGUGUGACCCGCCCCCGCCCCCGCCCCCGCCCCCGCCCCCGCCCCCGCUCCCGCUCCCAUCCUCCUCUCUCCCUGCCAGCCUUACCCUUCGUAAUUUGCCAUCAUUCCAAGGAUUCGAACCCCCGCACGGCCAAACGCAUCAGCAAAGCAUCAGGGAUCCGCACUUGACGCCAGACAUGCUGGAAGACGGGGAAACAAAACGGCCCUCGCGCGACGAAACCAGCUAGUGAAACGACCGAUCGACAAUGGCGACACGCCCCCCGACACGCAGGACCCCCGCCCUAGAGCCGUGGUUUACCUCUUUUCUGAAUGAAUUUGUGCAGGAAGCGUCUCCCUUCUCGGGCUCGGGUCCACUUCAAACACUGGAGAGUGUACAUACAUGUACAUGUGCAUCGUGAGCUUUUCUCAGUCCGUUUUUUUUUUGUGUGCCUGUGUCGCCACUUGCUCAGCCACCGUGCAGAUGGACAUUUUCACGUGCAGUGUUCCCCCACAUAUUUGGGAUUCGCUACUUGCAAAUUUGGAGUUUUUUUGUUUUUGUUUUAUCCUCUCUGGUUUGCGGACUAGCUCGUAUUUGCCAUGUUUGUGCUCAGGCCAAAAGCCCUGUCUAGUAUAAAAGUAGUGUUUUGGCGGCAUCUUGAUGCCAAGGAACUAUGUUGGAGUAAAGGGGAGGCGCUUUCACUCGUGAGACAAAACCCCCGUUGACUAUAAAAGUAGUUCCUUGGCGCCAUCUUUUAUUAGAUUGGCCAAAUAGAAAAAAUAUUGCUUUGCUGCCAUCUUGUGGCAUUUAUAGGCAAUUAUAUACCUGAAGUGGGGGGCGUCAAUUACUUCCAGAUUUUGGGUAUUCGUUAUGUAUAGUGGGGGAACACUGUUGUUUGGACUCGUGUGUCCCAAGGAUUUUUGUCUUCAAGUUAGUCAGAAUUUAUAAUGAAAGCUGAUGCGCCCUAAAAACUGCCGAAUAUUGAUGUGUUUUAGCCUUUUUUAAAAUUUUUAGUUUUUUUUUUUUAUUUUUUUUUUUUUUUAACUGCUUUUAAGCUUUCCCAUUAGGUCCGUCCGGAGAACAGACGUGGGCCCAAUAAACGAAUGCGGACACUUAUGCAAAGCAGUUUGAGCAUUUAUUCCAUCUCCAGUACGCACGUUGCCCUCACUAGUAAGACGAUUCGGUGCACUAGUGGAACAACUGUCCUACAAGUAGCACGUUUUUUCCACUACGUUGUGACAUUUCUGCACACUCUUGGAUAAUUAUGGCAUACUCAUAGAACGACUACAUACAAAGCUGUGCACUAAUUGACAUUUGUGCAGUAUUAGUGCUACUAGUGAAGUGCUAGAUCAGGAGUCAAGUCACAAACCUUUUGGAAAACGAAAGCUACUUCUUUGGUACUGAUUAAUGCAAAGGGGCUACCAGUUUCAUACGCACUUCUGAAAUGUAAUAAAAAUAAAAAGCUCAAAUCACCUUUAGCUAUGUUAUUAAUAUUCAUCAAUGUGAAGACCGAUCAUGUUAAUGAUGUGAUGUAAAAAGUGGAACUAGUAGUGGAAAAACAUUACGCGUAAGAAUUGUCUUACUCGUGAGGUCUAGGAGCGUACUAGUACAUGGAUUUGAACUAUAUGCUCAAAUGGCUUUCCAUAUACAUUGUAGUAGUGCACAACGUACUACCUAGUGCUGCCCCCAAGUGGACUCCUGCUUUUAAAGAUUUGUUUUUAUUUUAUUUGUAAUUAUUAUUAUUAUUUUACUGUGGUCAUGGCGUCACUUGUUUUUCCCCACCCGCACUUUUUUUUUUUUUUUUUUUAUAUUUUGAUCCCAUCUUGGAGUCCGUAUCUUGGCCAAGUCAUCCCGAGUUCGUCGACGCUUUCCGAGCGGAUUCUCGUGGCCGCCGUUCUAAACUCGUGUCGUCGUUGUGAUGAUGAUUAUUUUUAUUACCUUUUCCCUUUCCUGUGAACAUUUAGGACGUCUGUCCUGUUGUCUUUUAUUUGCUUAUAUUUUUUUAUUUCAAAAUUGAGGAAAGAUUGCUUGUUAAUAUAAUUUUACAAUAACUUAACAUCUAGUGUCUGUUUUUUUUUUUUUUUUUUUUUUUUUUAAUUAUAUUUGAAAAAAAUAUUCCACUCACUGGGAACGUAUGGAUGCUGCGGACACUAUUGCUAUUUAUUAGACAGUUAACAGACAUUAUCAUUCAACUGAGGCAUGGAAUAAAAUGUGGCUUUAAUACGAA